CAGUUCCAUACCGGUAGGUGAAUCAAAAGGUUGUCUUUUAUUUUUUUUUGUUAUAAUUUUAUAUUGUACUUUGGCAUUAAUAAAAUUGCCGUGUACAUUUUUAUAGCUUAUCUGGUCUUAUUUUAAAUAGCAAAUUAUAUUGGUAAUACAUACAUUAAUUAAUUAAUAAGAUGGGUGUGUGUCUUAAGUUAUUUGGAAUAAUAUUAAUUGCUUUUAUUGCAAUCAUCUAUCAAGGUUACGUCUACAUUUCGAAGCCACUUGAUGUACCAACAUUUGAUUUAAAUGAAUUCUGGGGGCCAGGUAGUAAAUUAGAAUAUAAAGAAGAUCCAACAAUUGUAUCUAAUAAAAUUCAUUAUCCUGAUGAGGUUAUCGAAGAUUUACGAAAACAAUUAAAUAGAACUUGGAUUUAUCAUGAUCCAUUAGAAAAUGUUGGAUUUGAGUAUGGAUUUAAUACAAAUAAAUUAAAAGAUGUCAUAAAAUAUUGGCGCGAUGAUUAUUUACCAAGAUGGAGAGAACGUGAAUCAUUCUUGUGGAGUUUACCUCAUUUAACAACAGAAAUUCAAGGACUUCGUAUUCAUUUUAUUCAAACGAAAGUAGAUGCAGCAACAAAAAAAUCGAAAAAAGUAUUCCCAUUACUUUUGAUACACGGUUGGCCAGGAUCAGUACGUGAAUUUUAUGAAUUAAUUCCGAAAUUGUCUGAUAAAAAUGAGGAUUAUGUAUUUGAAGUUGUUGCUCCUAGCUUACCUGGAUAUGGAUGGUCGCAAGCUGCGUCAAAAAAAGGAUUAGGUCCAGCAAAAAUGGCUAUUAUCUUUCGUAAUUUAAUGUUACGUCUUGGCUAUAAUGAAUUUUUCAUACAAGGCGGUGAUUGGGGAAGUAUUAUUGGAAGUCACAUAGCAACAAUAUUUCCUAAAAAUGUGCUUGGUUAUCAUUCAAAUAUGUGUGUAGCCAAUUCUCCAUUGGCAAUGAUAAAAGGAUUUAUUGCUUCAUUUAUACCAUCUACAUAUGUUGAAAAAGCCUACGAAGAUUUUUACUUUCCUUUAAAAGGCAAUUUCUUUAAAUUAAUUGAAGAAUCUGGUUAUUUUCAUAUUCAAUCUACAAAACCUGAUACAAUUGGUACAGCAUUAACAGAUAAUCCAAUAGGUUUAGCGGCUUAUAUAUUAGAAAAAUUUUCAACAUGGACAAAUAUCAAUUAUCGUAAGUUAAAAGAUGGCGGUUUGGAAAAAGAUUUUCAUAUGGAUGCUUUAUUGGACAAUAUAAUGAUUUAUUAUUUAACCAAUUCUAUAACAACUUCCCAAAGGCUUUACGCGGAAGGUAUCACAGAAACACUUAAUACAGAAAUGGGUCGUGUGCCAGCAAAUCCACCUACAGGUUGUGCUCGUUUUCGAUAUGAUUUAGCUCAUUCACUUGAUUGGCAACUUGAGGAAAAAUUUCCAAAUUUAAUUCAUAGCAAACAUUAUCCAGAUGGCGGUCAUUUUAUUGCAAUGCAAAAGCCAGAAAUAUUGCAUAGAGAUUUUAUUGAAUUUAUUAGGAAAUCAUUGGAAUUUCAUAAAAAAAAUAAAAUUUCGGCAGAAAAAAAAGUUAAAGCUUAAGUUGUAGAGUAUUAAUAAUAAAAUAAUUACAUACUUUUACUCAUCUUAAUUUUUUCUUUUUUGUCACGCAUGUAAUUAAAAUUGGUUUAUUUUUGUUUAAGAAGGUUCUUGUAAUAAAAAAUUUUUUUUUAAUAAAAGUUUAAUUAAGAUAA
This is a messenger RNA of Condylostylus longicornis, 1741 nucleotides long. RefSeq names its product juvenile hormone epoxide hydrolase 1-like. The record is from RefSeq and is a predicted model, not a curated record. Gene Ontology annotation, molecular function: epoxide hydrolase activity. Gene Ontology annotation, biological process: epoxide metabolic process. NCBI's taxonomy places the organism in Eukaryota, Metazoa, Arthropoda, Insecta, Diptera, Dolichopodidae. The coding region runs from base 171 to 1589 and encodes 472 amino acids. The transcript is spliced from 5 exons.